CAUUGACACAGAAUACCAGAAUAGUGCUUUACCCUCUUACCGCUCUGCAAGGCUGCCAUCCCCCUCCCAGCACAGAGCCUCUGCUGCCACAGCACCCAAGACAUUUCUUUGUAAUGGAGGAAGGCUGGAAUGACCACUCGAGCACAGGAGUACAGCUGUAUCCACCCCCAGCAGUGCUACACCUCAGCUACCAAAUCUUUUUGUGAUCCUCUUUGGAAAUUCUCUGGCAAAUGCCCUUGGUUCUGCAUGUACAAAGAUCAUCUGUGCAUGAUGAUUCCAGUCAGGAAUGUUCAGGACACUGGACUCACUGCUCACGUGCAGUAGCUUCUCUGGACUCCUGCUGCUGCCACUCCCAUCAGGAAUGCUGGCAGGUACAGAUCCUGCUGCACACUUGCCACUUUGGCUAUGAGCAGUAGGUCUCCAAGGCCUGGGGAUGGUACAUCCACUCUACCAGCCCCUCAUCAUCAAAGGAGCAGAGACCUGUGGAGAACAGAGCUCCCGGGAGCAGAUCUGGGAAUGGAUCCCCCAGCAGGGCUGGCACUGGCACUGCUGAGAUUGGUGCAUUUGGCCUUUAGAUUCUGAACAGAGUGUACCUGGUUCCCUGCCCAUGGCAGAGUUGGACCUAGGUGACCUUUAAAGACCGUUCCAAGCCCAGCCAUUCUGUGAUUAUCAAUCAUAUUAUUCAGAUCAACAGACUUUAUGAGAGGACCUGUUGGGUUUUGUACUGAUUACACAGAAAUCUGUUUAGACUUCCACAUGCCUUACACACAAAUAUAUUUAUAAGAAUAGUUAAGUACAGAGCAGUCAUGAUCUUACUGCUUUGAGUUAUAAAGAUGUGCUUUGCUCUGCAAAUUCAUGACAGAUCAUGAUUAUUUUCUCCUUCCAUAUGAAAAUAUUUAUCUGGGUCUUUAUGAGUAUUUUGACUUUGCGAAUAGCUCAUGAAGACAAAUUCUACUUCUAGGUAGUACUGGCAGUCUUGCUCAAAACUCAAUCAUUAUCUCAGCCUUACACAAAGUUUAGGGCGUUUUUGCCCCCCCCAAAGAAAUCUCUCUUCUUUUGUUUUCCCCUCUGGUUUGAAAGAAUCUGACACUGCUUUACAGCAAUUCCAAAAAGCAGCUGAAUGUUACCACUCUAUGUCAGGAGCAAUGAAGAUGAUUGGCAGAGAGGCUGCUAAUGCUUACGAAAUGUGGGUCAGUCUGUGACUGAGCCACUGAUUUUUCUUGAUCACUGAAAUACCUGGUGUAACUUCAUGGAUUCAUCAAUAGACAUUUUGAGUAACACAAUGAAGUUAGUGAUAUUGGGAGAAUCUGAAACUCAGGCAAAUAUAUUUUUUGUUUUUUAGUUGACAAAACAAAAUUCCUUCCUCUAAUUUACCUUCUUAUGAAAGCACAAUACUUUCCCUGAGGUUAAGCCAACCAUGACUGCUGCAGGAAUAGAAGACACACAGCCUUCUUUAAGGCUUCUUCCAUUUCAAACUGUAGCUAAAGACUAUCACCACCAACAUCCUCUCUCUUAACACACUGUAGCCCAGUUGGUUUUGGAAGCAAAGUUCCCAAACUGAAUCAUAAGGGUACAAGAACUCACUUGAGACCCCUAAAAGGUUUUUCAGCAAAAAAAAAGAAAAAGGCAGGCCUGCCAUGCCAUGAGACACAGCAAGUGCAUUCCGUGACUGAGGCUGGAGCUGCUGCUGGCUGUGGUUGUGUCAGUGCUGGUGAUGCUGCACCCAACUCUUAUGGGGAGCGUUCCCCUAAAGCUUCUGGGUAGCAUGGAUUUGGGGAAGAAGAGAAUAAGGAAAAAAAACCCAUGUGGGAAACUCCAUACCUUGACAGCUUGAAAGAAAACUUGCCAGAGCGUGAACCUGAUAAUUUGGCCUGUUCUGAUGGGGAUAAAUGAGAUUAAUUAAGAGUUUUGCAGCUCAGUCAUGGCUUGGCCAGUGAGUUCAGGAAUAUUUCUUUGGAUUACAAAACAGGUGGCAGAGAAAUCCUGAUCUGACCCCAAACCAAACCUAUUCCCAAGUGUCAAUUCAUCAGUAUUUUAGUUUAAAAACAUCAUAAUCAAGAUAUGGGGAGCCACCUCUCCUGUGUGCACUGCUUCUGACACUUCCUGUAUAUAUAAUGGUGAUGAAUUUAUUUCUGUAUGGAUUUUUUUGUGUGUAUUUAAAAAUAAGAACAUUUCUUUUAAUGGUAGGCUACUUUCUGAUGUGUUUUCUUUUUAGGAAACCAAUAGAUAAAAUAUUUAGAUGAGCUUUUGUCUUCUGUAAUUUCAUAAAUUCAGAAUUUGAAAUCCUUAAGCAAACCAGCAAAACACAUAGGAGGUUUCAGCAGUUUAAGAUAUUCCAUGCAGUGAUGCAAAUACAUGGAAAAUGACACCUGUGGCUGAGAUUGUUAUAGUAACCACUACCCUGGGUAAAAUUUCGUUUUUGCACUCAGACAAAUACAGCAGGCUCUUGGGUAAGAAUGCAAGAACUCACACGUUGUAAUGCACAAUUGAUUAAAAUAAGUAAUAAAAAUUAAUUAAACUAUUAAGAUGCCAGAAAGUUUCCAGCUUUAUAAUAAUGGUAAAUAACUCCCCUGGCCCGUCCAUGUAAUAUGUGCACUGUAGGGGUGUUCCCCGGUCAGUGAUUGCUGGUUCAAUUCUGCCCUCUAGAGGAGAUUUUUUUUUUAAGAGAAGCAGAUAUUAUGCAAGUUUUAUGCUGUGACAGUGUCUCUUAAUUUACAGCAGACGUGAUUUUUGUGUAACUUUAUGGUUUGAAUAGAUAUUUGUAAACCCAGGAGUGCAUGGAUAGAAACUUCAUUUUAUUUUCAAACCUGUUAUUUCUUUCUUGGGAAAUACCAUUGUAUUCUCAUGUUUUUUCAGUCCCACUGUUGCCCAGAUAAUUUACAGUGUUACACAAAUAAAAUCUACCUAUAGUAGGCCUUCUGACACAUUUCUAUUUUUAAAAUGUUGAGCAUGAAAGCUCUGAAUUAUUUCCUUUGUAGGCAACAGAUUUCUCCUUAAUAUAUGCAAAAUAUUAAUAACUACAAAUGAUUAUAAGGUAUAAAAAUUUAAAUGUCCCCAAACCACUCAUCCUGGAGAUAUAGUGCAUGUAUGUGGCUGAAAUCAGAUAAGUGAGUUUGGUUCAAAUGUGCUCUAACAGAGGAAGGAGUUCCCUGCCCUCAGCAGUGUCCAGGGGUGGAAAGAACCUCAGUAUUGCUUUGUUUGCCUUGAAACACCUGGUUUGUACCUGUUCAGGACAGCCUAACAUGCUGAGCAGCACACUCAGCCUUGCAGAGGUUUAACCAGAAGAUUUUUCAAGAGAGAAGUUACAUAUAUGAAUAAUUUCCAAAGGCCUGUGACACUUUAACUUGCCAAGGCAAUCACUGUGGCACACAAUGAACCUGGCAACUUUACAGGACAGUGUUUAUGUAAGCAUAUUUCUUGACUCUUUUGCAAUGUUUAAUUUAUUUUUUUUUUAACAAAAAGGAGGGGGCAGAGAGAAACAUCUGGUCACUCUAGUUAGUCCAGUCUCAGUGUCAUUUACUGGAGUCACCUGCCUUUUAACUGUGUCCCUGGCACUGCACUGGACCUGGCCAUAAUUGGUUCAGUUUGAAAUACUCCAGAGCCCAACUUGGAAAUUGAAAUCUAUUGCAGACUGAAGCAAACCAGUAAUUCCAGUCAACCAGGAAUAGAAGAUCAUUCUAAUCUGAUUGACAGCAUUUCCUCUUUUAAUCCUAACUAUUACCUACUUGGCUCUGAAGGAGUCAGUCAGGUGUCUGCUUUUAUCUGCCACCAACCAAACACACGGGUACAACAUGUGAAAGUCUGGGUUUACUUCUGCUUAAACAAUGAAGUAUAUGGAAGAGUUAUUCCAGUUCUACCACCUUGGCUACCCGGUGAAAUUAUUUUCUACUGUAAAUGAGACUUCCUUGAUGUGUAUUUCAAACGAAGAGUGCUAUAGCUGUACUAAUGAUCCUGAAGAGCCUGUUCCUCCCUCCGAGCUCUUCUUGCAAGCUGUUUUUUUCUAAUGAUCCACUGAAGAUUGUGAAGGCAAAAGGCCAGUAUAUGUAUGAUGAGAAUGGGAGACAAUACCUUGACUGCAUAAACAAUGUUGCUCACGUUGGGCACUGUCACCCUGAUGUAGUAAAGGCAGCCUAUGAACAGAAUCAGUUGUUAAAUACAAAUUCUCGUUACCUUCAUGACAACUUGGUUGAUUAUGCAGAUAGACUUUCAAAAACCCUGCCUGAGAAAUUAUGCAUCUUCUAUUUUUUGAAUUCUGGAUCUGAAGCCAACGACCUUGCCCUGAGAUUGGCACGGCAGUACACAAAACAUGAGGAUGUUAUUGUUUUAGACCAUUCUGCCAAUUGUUUUUUAAGUGCUUACCAUGGACAUCUGACAUCUUUGAUUGACAUAAGCCCAUAUAAAUUCAGAAAUCUAGAAGGACAAAAGGAAUGGGUCCACGUGGCUCCUGUUCCAGACACAUACAGGGGACUUUACAGAGAAGACCAUGAAGAUUCAGUAACAGCCUAUGCUGAUGAAGUAAAAAAUAUUAUUGAGCAUGCACAUAAGAGAGGCAGAAAGAUUGCUGCAUUUUUCAUUGAAUCUCUACCAAGUGUGGGUGGUCAAAUCAUUCCCCCAGCAGGUUAUUUUCAGAAGGUUGCAGGGCAUGUGCACAAGGCAGGAGGCGUAUUUAUUGCUGAUGAAAUUCAAGUUGGCUUUGGCAGGGUUGGCAAGCACUUUUGGGCAUUCCAGCUUCAGGGAGAAGAUUUUAUACCUGAUAUUGUCACUAUGGGGAAACCGAUAGGAAACGGGCAUCCGCUUGCUUGUGUAGCAACAACAAAGGAAAUUGCAGCAGCAUUUGCAGCCACAGGAGUGGAGUAUUUUAAUACAUUUGGUGGGAACCCCGUUUCAUGUGCCACUGGAUUAGCUGUGUUAGAUGUGAUUGAGAAGGAACACCUUCAGGCUCAUGCCACAGAGGUAGGCAAUUUCUUGAUGAAGCUACUCAAGGACCAGCAAAUCAAGCAUCCCAUCAUUGGUGAUGUCAGGGGUUGUGGCUUAUUCAUUGGAGUGGACUUAAUCAAGGACCAGGCAGAAAGGACUCCAGCCACAGCAGAAGCAGAAGAUUUAAUAAAAAGACUUAAGGAAAAAUAUAUUUUACUGAGUACAGAUGGGCCAGGAAGAAAUGUGCUGAAAUUCAAACCCCCGAUGUGUUUUAACAUGGAAGAUGCGAAAUUUCUUGUGGAGACAAUUGACAAAAUACUAACAGAUAUGGAAAAAGAAUGUUUGAACCAUUAGAAAACACCAGUUUGUUCUACCUGAGCAGGUUUCAAACAAUGUUCAAGGUCUACUACUAAGAAACAUUAUUCUACUAUAAUAAUGCACAUUUAAUCUUCAUCUAGUAUGUCUUAGACCAGAUAAGUCACCUUUGAUUUUUCUGUUUUUGCUUAUCUUGUUUUUAGUAAAAGCUCUAGGAGAAAUAAAUUUUACAAGAGCUUGUCUCAA
Molecule: messenger RNA, 5478 nt
Organism: Pseudopodoces humilis (Tibetan ground-tit)
Lineage: Eukaryota; Metazoa; Chordata; Aves; Passeriformes; Paridae
Source: RefSeq, a predicted model, not a curated record